Messenger RNA from Rangifer tarandus platyrhynchus (Svalbard reindeer), 348 nucleotides. NCBI's taxonomy places the organism in Eukaryota, Metazoa, Chordata, Mammalia, Artiodactyla, Cervidae. The record is from the annotation of a GenBank genome assembly.
AUGCAGUGGCCUGCCCAGAGUGUUCGACGUGGACCCUUCCCAUCUCUGAUUGUUCCUCUGCAGAUGCCUUCCCACCCCCAUGCCGUUGUGCUUCGCAUGAUCAAUGGAGACAUUGCAAAGUUGCUGAGAAGUGCUGGGGCCCCUGACUCUGCCCUGGGCAGUGCCCAGGUGGGCCCAGAAGUCAUCACAGCGAAGUACCUGCACUCCGAGGCAGUUUUGCUGGGGCCAAGUUCUCGCUCUAAAGAUGAGUUCCCAUCAGUCCAAAAUAUAUUAACUCAUCCUGUAAGUAUUUCCUGGGCCCUCACUCUGCCACGUACUAUUUUAGAAUCAGGGGAUGGAUUGCAGUGA